Messenger RNA from Cooperia oncophora, 747 nucleotides. Lineage: Eukaryota; Metazoa; Nematoda; Chromadorea; Rhabditida; Trichostrongylidae. The record is from the annotation of a GenBank genome assembly.
CUGUCUGCGUACAAAUACGCUGGAUAUGGUCAACUGAUUCGCACUAUUGAUCUGGAGGCAAAGAACGCUUCACUCUUCCAAGAAGGUGGCGGUGCAUUACUGAGCGCAGCUGUUGAAUUGGCGAACCAUACUCUGAUGAGCAGCGCUCUGAAUGCUGAACAGCUACGAAGAGAGCAAGGCCUAGAGGCUCUUCAAAUCGCAUUUGAUCGCUGUGUACCUGUGAUUACAGUGAGUUCUACACCGACAGACAUGGCUGUGCAGGUGUGCGAACAUAUAUGCAAUUGUUUUGCUACAGCUGCGAGCUUUGAAGCAUGUCGUCAACGUAUCGCAGAGAUGCCCACUGUCUUUGGCAAUAUAUGUCGAUUGCUUCAAUUUCCGGAUCUUCCCCGCUUGUCAUCGGCGGCUGCGCAAUGUGUCUGUUCGAUGGCUGUGGACACCUUGCUGCAAACUCAAUUGUUCCAGUCAGGUGUACUGUGGCAACUUGUUCCACAUCUUUUCCAUUACGACUACACUCUUGACGAAGGCGGUGUUUCACAUAGUGAAGAAUCAAACAAGCAAGCGAUGGCGAAUCGUUUGGCUCGGGUCAGCUGCGAAGCAUUAGCUUGCUUGGCAGGGUUCAGAGAGGCUACACCAGAUAACGAUGGUGUGCAGAAUAGUUUGCGGGCGCUCUUAACGCCGUACGUUUGUCGAUGCAUGCGAACAGAAAGUAAUGAUAUGGUAGGUGUUCUUGUUAACCUUGAUAAGUGA